Bombina bombina (fire-bellied toad) is the source of this 744-nucleotide messenger RNA. RefSeq names its product Fas ligand (gene FASLG). The transcript has 4 exons. Gene Ontology annotation, cellular component: membrane. Lineage: Eukaryota; Metazoa; Chordata; Amphibia; Anura; Bombinatoridae. The record is from RefSeq and is a predicted model, not a curated record. Gene Ontology annotation, biological process: extrinsic apoptotic signaling pathway via death domain receptors; immune response; positive regulation of canonical NF-kappaB signal transduction. Gene Ontology annotation, molecular function: tumor necrosis factor receptor binding. The coding region runs from base 1 to 744 and encodes 247 amino acids.
AUGCAGCAGAACUUGAACUACACUCCUCAAAUUUUUUGGAUGGAUCAACAUAUGGCUCCACCAGUACCCAACCGGCCCAACAUGUUUCCACAACCUCCUUUCCCAGACUUCAGGAAUAAAAGACACAAGGAUGGUACCUGCACUUACUUGCUGAUCAUUUUCCUUCUUGUUCUAUUGGCUCUUGCUGGUGUUGGACUAGGAACUUAUAAGAUUAUUGAGUUGCAAAAGGAGCUGGAUCAAUUCAAAGAGAUUUCCAGUGAGUCUAGUUCACCAUCUUACAUGGAAAAAUUAAUAGGUCUGAACACGCAGUCUGCAGAGAAGAAAGAGGGGAGAUUAGCAGCACAUGUAACUGGUAAACCUGACACAAUGCUGCCCUUGGCUUGGGAGGAUAAAUAUGGCCGAGCGUUCACUUCUGGCAUCCAGUAUAAAGACAAAGGACUUGUGGUGAAUCAGACAGGCCUUCACUUCCUUUACUCCUCUGUUUACUUCCGGGGAACAGCCUGUCAGAAAACACAGUUGUACCAUGUUGUCUACAAAAAGCCCAUGAGAUACCCUAAGGAACUGAAACUUAUGGAAACCACAGAUUAUCACUACUGUACAGGAAGUGGCAUGUGGGGAAGACACAGCUACCUGGGGGCAGUAUUUAAUCUCAGUAGUUCUGAUACCCUAUAUGUUAAUGUCUCAGAUAUCAACUUGGUCAGUUUUGAAGAGUCAAAAACAUUUUUUGGUCUUUAUAAGCUAUGA